AUGUUCAAGGCCUUCCCUCAGACCCUCACAAACAUAGCUAGAGAUUGGUUUUCCACAUUGGAACCCAACUCUAUCGCCUCCUUCUUAGAUUUGGCCGAUAAGUUCUCCGCUUUCUUUGCAAGCAACAAGCGAAUCAGAAAGACAGCUGAAUCACUCAUGCAGAUGUGUCAAGGACCCAAUAAGACACUGCGCAGUUUCAUGACCAAGUUCAAUAAAGAAAAGUUUCAGAUCCCCGAUCUAUAUAUCACCGCUGUAGUCUCAGCUUUGACAUAUGUCAUUAAGUGUGAAGCAUUCAAGAUGUCCUUGUCUAAGACCCCGCCGAAGUCAGUCACUAAGCUACUCACACGAACUGAGAAGUACAUCAAUAUGGAAGAAACCAUGGCCCCAAAAAGAGAAGUUUCUUCAUCAGGAAAGUCUGAUCAGAAAAGGUCGUAUGAGUCCAGUCUGAAACAAGAUGUACCUCGGGUCAAGCCAAGGCAGGACCCCUCCUCAACCUCCUUUACCAAUUUGAACACCUCGAGGUCUAACAUUUUGAUGGAGAUCAAGGAUUCGAAGGAACUGAAAUGGCCUCCAAGGUUACGGUCUCCACCCAAUACUCGUGACAAGAGUAAGUACUGUAAUUUCCAUAGAGACCACGGGCAUACAACGGAGGAUUGUUUCUCCUUAAAACGAGAUAUUGAAGCUUUUAUAAAAAAGGGUUUUUUGGGUUCUUAUGUUAGUAAUGACCAGCGCCCAAGGAAUAAUCCGAACAGAGACAAGGGCCCAAAGGGUCGGGAAAACAAGCAGUCUCCAGCCAUCUCAAAAUCAAACCUUGGCUCUACAGAGGACAUCACUUUUGAAACAGGGGACAUGGAAGGCAUAUCAUUCCCUCAUGAUGAUACUCUAGUUAUAUCGGCCAUCAUCACCAACUUUGAAGUCAAGAGAAUUCUGGUGGACAACGAAAGUGCGGCUAAUGUAUUGUCUCAUGAAGCAUUUGUUCAAAUGGGGAUCUCAUCAGAACAGUUCAAGCCAGUCAAAACACCUCUCCAAGGGUUUGGAAGUGGGGUCAUCACCCCAGAAGGUAUCAUUGGGUUGCCUUUAACAUUGGGUCAGAAGUGUUAUGUGACUAGUGUCCGAAGAAUCAAGGGCGACGUCAUACAAGUUACUGAGCUUGAGCCCGAGCACGAGAACCAUGAGAGACUGGCUCUAGUGGAGGGAUUGGAAGAGGUCAAGCUCGAGCCUAGCAAGAAAGUGACAAUCGGACGGGAGUUAGAUACAGCAGUCAUGAUUGAACUACUGAGUUGUCUCUCUCGCAACAUUGAUAUAUUCGCUUGGAAUGUUGAGGACAUGCCUGGAAUUGACCCAAAGGUUGCGGUGUGCAGACUCAAUGUAAAUCCAGGGGCAAGACUUGUAAAGCAAAGGAAAAGACAAUUUGCACCAGAAAGACGAUAA
Olea europaea var. sylvestris is the source of this 1431-nucleotide messenger RNA. RefSeq lists its product as uncharacterized. The transcript has 3 exons. Bases 1 to 1431 code for a protein of 476 amino acids. NCBI's taxonomy places the organism in Eukaryota, Viridiplantae, Streptophyta, Magnoliopsida, Lamiales, Oleaceae. The record is from RefSeq and is a predicted model, not a curated record.